AUACUCGUGCAUGUAGUGGCAAUAUGAGGAACUGCUUUCUAUCUUUGAUUGAAGAUGACCUCCCUUCAUACUCUUGGCCCCUCAAAAGAGACAGAAAAACUCCUCCACCAUGGGUUAGGCGUGCUGCCAAAAUUACCGCAGUAACCUCCCACGGUAACUGUGCCGCCGCAGCGCCUGCUUUACCCGUCAGGCCGUCACCCACCGCUAGAAAAACGGAGCCCCACGUCUAUAAAUAGCUCUCCCCACUCGAAUCCACCACUACCAUCCCAAUCUUCUCCUCCCGCAUCGCACCCACCUCCCCGAAAAACUCCCAAAUUGCAAUCAGGUCCCUGGCGUCCACCCCCAAAUCCGCAACCCAGCGAGGGAUUCGGGAAUUCAUCGCGGGAGCCCGACGGAUCGGCCGGCGAGUAUGGGCAUCUCGAGCAUGCCGGCGCCCAAGGACAGCCUGAUGGGGUUCGUCCUCUACAACACGGCGGUGUCGGUGGCGAUCCUGGCGGGGCUGGUGCGCGCGGCGCUGGUGUUCCUGGGCCUGGCGGCGCCGUCCCCGUGGGAGUGGGAGGGCCUCGCCGCCGACGACCACCACCACCACCACCGCCCGGUGGUAUCGAUCACGCCCACGGGGCCGAGCCUCGCUGACCGGUUUCGGAGCCGGUUCCGUCCGUCGCGGUUCGGGCGGCGCCGCGGCGGGGUCGGCGGCGGCGCGGGGGCGGCGGCGGACUGCCGCGUGUGCCUGGCCCGGUUCGAGCCGGAGUCGGUGGUGAACCGGCUCCCCUGCGGGCACCUCUUCCACCGCGCGUGCCUCGAGACCUGGCUGGACUACGACCACGCCACCUGCCCGCUCUGCCGCCUCCGCCUCCUCCCCCCCGCCGACGACGACUACCCGGCCCUGGCGGCGGCCGGCCCGGCCGUCCGGUUUUAGAGAGAGAUCUCCAGCCACCGGGGGCUAGAUCGGCGUGGCCCCGCCGUGUGCGCGUAGGAAUUCCAGAGGCAGUCAGGCAGGCAGAGGAGGAGGCUCCUCCAUUAGCUAGCUCUAGUGCUCCGCUCCCAAUUAGUAGCUCCUUUUUUCCCUUUUUUGUCAUGCGUUUUCCCCCACCAUUUCGUGCCCUUUUUUUUCCCCUUCUUUCGUUUUCGUCGCUCGUGUUUGCUGCUGUACCGUCUGUAAAUAUUCGCAGCGUGCUCCGAUGGUGUAGCACUUGCAGUACCGUGUACAGGCUUUUCGAAAGCGAAGAGAUGAGAAGAAGAAGAAAAAAAAAAUUGAUGCAAAAAAAGCUGAUCCCCUUUUGCUUUUCUCCGCUCUUUAAA
Messenger RNA from Setaria italica (foxtail millet), 1302 nucleotides. RefSeq names its product probable E3 ubiquitin-protein ligase XERICO. The transcript has a single exon. The record is from RefSeq and is a predicted model, not a curated record. NCBI's taxonomy places the organism in Eukaryota, Viridiplantae, Streptophyta, Magnoliopsida, Poales, Poaceae. The coding region runs from base 410 to 919 and encodes 169 amino acids. Gene Ontology annotation, molecular function: zinc ion binding.